Messenger RNA from Gambusia affinis (western mosquitofish), 6448 nucleotides. RefSeq names its product myocardin. NCBI's taxonomy places the organism in Eukaryota, Metazoa, Chordata, Actinopteri, Cyprinodontiformes, Poeciliidae. Gene Ontology annotation, biological process: smooth muscle cell differentiation. The transcript is spliced from 17 exons. The record is from RefSeq and is a predicted model, not a curated record. The coding region runs from base 469 to 2928 and encodes 819 amino acids.
GGCGCGCUGACACUUAAGAUGAGCUGCAUGUUUGGCUCGUUUUCUGUCGAAUGGUGGAGGGAUACAUACUUACAGCUGUGUGCUGAAGAACACUACGCUCUGCAGAAUCAACGGAGAAAGGCGACCAACCGGCUUGUUGCUUCACCCUCUCCUCCUUGCCGUCCUCUCUCUCUCUCCGCCUCCCCUCCCUCUUCUCCAUGACCUGCUGAACCAGCACACACACCGGCUUGUCUGUCAAACUGGAGGAACAGGUGCUCCAGCUACAGACUCACUUACCCCACUUUCCCCCGCCUCCCUCUGACAGCCUAUAGUUACACAUGUAAAAGCGUGAGCAGGCACAUGCAGGCAGACCCUCCCCUGUUCGUCCCCCCAGCGAGAGACAGAAGGACAGAAGCCCAUUCCACCUGGUAGGACGACGCAAGGAACUUCCUCUUUCUCCUGGCUCCACUUCCUUCGCUCCGCUCCGCCAUGACUCUCCUGGCCUCCGAGAGGUCGCUUCUCAUCAGGAACAAGUUCCGGUCAGUCCUGCAGCUGAGGAUUCAGAACCGAAGGCUGAGCGAAAUCAAUGCAGACCCAGGGUUGAAAUCUGCCUCCACUCACCAGAAAACAGAGAAAAAGCGGAGUGAAGCUCAUCGUCAAACUGAGGACGGCGCCACUCAGAAGUUGCCCCCUGGUGGUCUGAGCGCUGAAACUGCACAAGAGAGGACUGUAUGUGGGGCCCUGAGGCAGAGGAAGGCUCGCCCUUCACAGACCCUCACUGAGAGGAUCCAGCUACCUCCAGGAGCCGCAGAGCAACAGCCAGAGCACACGUUGCCCCUGGAGAAUGGUCCUGCCUCGUUCCCCGCUGAUGUCUUCGAAGAGGACAUCUCUUCCUCCAUAUCGUCUUUAAACACGGAGCAACAUGCCGCUCUCCAAGCCCCAUCUAUUUCCUCCCUGCCAGGCCUCCCAGUUGACCAACCACUAAGUGACUGCUCAGCUGUGGGCCUGACCCUUAAUAACAGUCCCAGUCAUGCACAGUCCGGUUUGACGUUGCUUCCGGCAACCGCGGGCGUCAGACAACCUCUGAGCGUGACGCUGGGUGAGUCAAACUCCUUGGCACCGACUGGAAGACCAAACGGGAUGUUCCUGACCUCUCAGACGACACCCCUGCUGCCAAAGACAGCUCGGCCUCCCAGCCCGAUCUGCCCCCCGUCUUUUCCCCCUUCCCUACACUUCAAUCACCUUACCCGCCCACGGAAACCACGGGACAUCAAACCCAAGAUGAAGAAACUCAAGUAUCAUCAGUACAUUCCUCCAGACCAGAAAGGAGCGCCUGGGACUGGAGCGGGAGGAGCUAAGCAGAGCAGCCCUGCCCCUACGCAGCCGCUAGACCCGGCCUACUCCCAUCUGCUGAAACAACAGCAGGUCUUCCUCCAGCUUCAAAUCCUGCAGAGUCAACAGCAGCAGCAGCAGCAGCAGCGACUACAGCCGCCGCAGCAGGUUACAGUUGUACCGAGUGGAGAUCACAAUGAUCUAGUGAAGUCUUGUGGAGCCUCACCGCUCAGCCUCCAACCUGCUCCUGCCACAACAAACCAAACUCAGACGGACGCAAAUCCUACUUCCAAACCAGAGCUUCUUCCUGCAAAUCUUGUUGAUCUAACGGUGUCGGAGUUGAGGCAGCAGCUGCGUAAACGUGGCCUUCCUGUCUCUGGAACCAAGCCGGCUCUGUUGCAGCGCCUUCGUCCCUUCCAGCUUCAGCAUGCCUGCCCCACCCCGGCUCCUCUUAGCAAGCUGGGCACCAGCAUGGAGCCCCUUAGUCCUUGUGCCCAGCUGCCACCCUGUCAGAGCCCUGGCUCCAGCCCCGGCUUCAGGCUGAGCUCGCCCGGCAGCAGCCCGAACCAACAGCUGUACAUCCAAGACGGGGGGAUUCCUAAUGGGAUUCUCAGUGACGGUCCCAACAGAGAUCCAAAUGGGGCUCUGAACGCUGUCCCAAAAGCGUUCGCAGACGCUGCGUCAGUCAGUUUGGCAGGUGAACGGCGUGGUCUCGGCAGCACUGUGUUCUGGGAUCCCGCCAGCACUGCGUCAGGAACUCCAAGUCCCAGUUUGCCCAUGUCGUCCUCCUCGCCCCUACAGUGCGGGACUCCAUGGAGAACCGACAGAGAACAGCAGGAACAUCUAGAGCUGAGCGUGAAGCUGGAGAAGAGGGAGCGGAAGAGAAGCCGGCAUACUGACUUCUACCUGCAAGCGAGUACUGAGUCUGGGGAGGGAUCCCUUCAUCCGUUCCUGCAACAGGAUCCGGGAUGCCCAAAAAGGCAGGCAGAACUAAAUGUGCAAACAGAGGUGUUGUUUGCUGAGCCGUGUGAUGUGAUUGGCCAUGACUUCGAGCUGCCACUGCAGAUUACAGCAAGUCCAGCUCAGACCUCACCUGGCGUUCGCAGCUUGGAGGAAGAGCUACAGGAGGCGAUUCAGAAAGCCCAGAUGGACCCUCGACAGUCUAUUGAUGAUAUUCUAGAUGAGCCACUUAUUUGUGAUGGCUCUCUUGAGGCCUCCAAUCAUAAAUCUGCUGCACACUCACUUCCUGACCGCUCCCCUGCCCCUCAAACCAAGCAGCCCCAGCCUUUUCAGCAGCAAGAUGACAACUUCCUGCCAUCCCCUCUUUGUUCCUCUCUCUUACUGGAGCUCCCUCCAUCUCCUGCUGUAAUAAACCCAAGCCAGGUUGUCCCUGCGCCUCCGCCUCUCCCAAUCUGCACCUCCCCUUCGCCUUCAACUAGAAAGUCCCGGAAACGGCGGGCUCCUGCACAGUUUGACGCUGCCGAUUGGCUCGAAACCCUCACGUCAGGCCUCCACCCUCUCACCCCGCCGAAACCUCCGUUUGUCGAGUCCGAUUUCAGUCUGGAUUCGGAUCUGAAUGUGAAUCGAGUGCUUGAUCUUUUGAUAGAGCAGUGGUGAAGAUGUAAAAGAUGGUGUGCAAACAUGGUGCCUUGAAAAAGUAUUCGUAUCCCUCGAACUUUUCAACAUGUUGUGACGCUGCAACCAAAAGUCUCAAUUGUAAUUUUUUUUGGGGGAUUUUGAUGGAUCAACACAAAGUUUUCAAAACAAAAAUCUAAAAAGUGUGGCAGGUGUUUGGAUUCAGCCCUUCUUAGUGAGAGGACCAAUUUUCAGUGCAAAACAGCUGCAGGGCAUCUAGAGGUAUGUCUCAUUUUGUCUAUUCUUUUUAAAAUAUCUUAAGCUCCUUUAGACUGAAAUAAUAUUAUUUGUGAGCUAAAUUGAAUUUAGGUUUAGACCUUAAUCAGGCUUUUCUAACACGAACAUGCUCUGAUCUAAACCAUUACAAGGUUGCUGGGGCGGUAUUUUUAGAGUUGUCGAAAGGUCAACCUUCUCUGAAAUCUGAAAACUGUGCUCCCUCGCCCAGCCUGAUAGUUUACAUCCGGGGUGUCCAAACUGGCCCUUUUCUCAACAUUAUGUCUGGACUGACAGGUUAAAAACCUCAAGGGAUGUGAAAUACUUUUGCGAGGCACUUUAUGUUUGCAUUUCUUUUGUAUGACAAACUGUGGAUAGUUUCUUACUGUAAUGAAUUGCACAAAGUGUGUUCGUUGUACGUUCCAUGACUAACCUGCAGCCUGAGUCACUGGCUCCACGCAACGUCGAGAGCCGACUUGACUGCAGCCGUCUAGUCAGACGCCGCUCCGAUAGGACAAUGAGAACAAACACCCUGUGAACACUGACACACAGCAGAGGGGUGUUCAAAAGCACUUUGGCUCAAGCAGCGAAAGAAAACCUGUUGGCGUAUUAAGUUGAACACGGUUGCUGGCUGUGCUGGGAGACAAGUCGGUUUCUGACUUUUCUCCAGAACCCGUUGUCGGAUUGGGUUGAGUGCGGCACCCUGGUGUUCACUCAGUCUUUGAGUCACAGCCAUUCAUAAAGCCCAUUCAGAGUAUGUGAAAGCCAGACGGAGCACACAGCUUGUGUGUGUCUCCAGACCUUAACCUUGAUGCCAGACGCACAGUCGGCAUGCCGAGGGAAAAACCUGGCAGUUUCCCCAAACAAGAAGUGUGCGCUUGCCUUGCGAAUGUACUUGUAUGUCUCUGUAAGGUAUGUGUGCUUUUACUGCUUUUCUUAAUGUGGUACUCUGCACACAAGUCGGCUUAUGUUUGCAUAAAUGUACAAACUCUCCGUGUUUACUUACAAGUAAUGCAAAAUUAGUUGCUUACUUACCAUUAAAGGGUCCUUGAAAUGGAGCAGGAUGCAGAAAACCUCGGUGUCCUCGCUUCCUUUAUCGUCACUGGUGUUUUUACAGCACAAACUCCAAUCAGCAGAAAAAAAAAAACAACAAAAAAACCCCCCACAUUGCCUUCCUGAAGUCAUGACUCCACAGGAGAGCAAUCAGGCAACCACCACCGGAAAAAAGGUUUUUAUACAAAUGCACCAAUCAGCUGAGUAAGAGUUUCUUCAUCGUGUAGCAAAAACAGGUGGUCAUUUGUUCUCUGAUUAACCUUCAGUGGCCUCUGCCUCCUGUUGAGUUCUCACCCCAUUCCAGAUUAAUCCAAUUUUAGCACAAGUUAUCACCAAACACCAGGGCGACACCUGUUCAGUUAGCGCAAAUUAAUUCCUUACAACUGUUAUCAUGCGUUAUUGAAAUGACUGCUGUACAUCAGGAGAUGCAAAACACAGAAUGGAUUAUUAGGUGUACAAUUUGGAUUGUUUGCUGACACCAUCAGCGACCAGCCAAUCACAUGAAAGAAAAUUUAUGUUUUCAGUCAUUUAGUUGGCAUGAAGUUACAACCAAACAGCAGACUGGGUAAGAAAGCAUCUAAGUGACUUUUAUGGCUGUUUGUGCAAGGCUGACAUUUUGGAGUAUUUCAGAAACUACUGGGAUUUUCAUCUUUUGGAUUUGCAGAAAUCAAUCCAAAGAUCUUUUGGGCACAAAUACCUUCUUGAUGUUAGAGGGGAAUUGGAAAAAUAAUCACUUAUUAUAACCAAUGUGUGCAGAAUACUAUCUCUGAAUGCAGAGCCUGCAGACAACAGCAGCCAAAGUUCACAUCCAGCUCCACUCCUGUCAACUGAGAACAGCAGACUGAGGGUACAAUUCACACUGACUCACCACAUUUGGACAGCAACAGAUUGGAAAAUUAUCACAGCUGUGAAAUUCAGAUGUUUGAGUCAGAAUUUGAUGUAAAGCAUGGAUCCAUUUUUCCAUUUAUCUCCGAUUCAGGCUGUUGGUAGUGAUGUAAUACUGCGAGGGAUAUCUGGCACAUUUUGGACGCCUUUGUAUCAACUAAGCAUGAUCUGAAAAACCACAGGCUGCCUCAGAACUGUUGCUGACAGUAUCCACUUCUUUACAAUGACAAUGUGGUUGUUUUCUGAUGGCUCCAUGUCACCAAGCUCAAAUCUUCCUGUCGUUUCUUGAAUGAUUUGAUUGCACUCCAACGGCCUCCACAGUCAUCAGAUCUCUGUCCAAUAAACAGAGCACCUUUUGGAUGUGGUGAAAUAGGAGAGUCACAUCAUGAAUGUGCAACUACAAAAUCCGCAGCAACAUCAUGUCAAUAUGGACCAAAACCUCUGAGGAAUAUUUCCAUCACCUUGUUAAGUUUAUGCCAGGACUGAGGGAGAUCUGAAGCUAAAAGGAAAUUAAUGAAUGAAUUAAACGUUUUGUGUUCCCGCCCAACCCAUACAGAAAAGCCUGUUUUCCUGCUGGUCUUAUAAUCCACACAGUGUGCUGACUCUAAGGAGUUUCACUUGUCAUUUGUUUGCGUGUAAACAUUCAGGCACCAAUGUCCAUUUUUCAGCCUUGCUGAAACAAAACUGUAUAAAUGAACCAAAGUCUGACGAAGGUCAGGAAGCAUUAACCUUUCUGUACCUCACUAAUGUAAUCCAGAUAAAGGAUCUCAUCUGCAGAACAUUAUACUUUGAUUUUAAUUGGCUGCGUGACCCAUCUGUCAUGUAAGAAGGUUUGGACUGAAUCCUUUUAAUCAUUUGGCCACCCUCUCCGUGGGAUCACUUUAUAUUCUGUUGGGCUCCUUCUCCUUAAAGGAAAAUGUCAUCUGCGUUGCGAUCUCUGGAAAGCAGACUUCCUGAAAUCCACCUUCCCAUGUAUGUUCAGAUCAUGAUGUUCCCAUGCAGAGUUUCUGCCUCUGUUUCUCUUUCUCAUGAUAAAUAACAGACGGUGAAUCAAAAUAAGAUUAUCUGUACAUUGGCAAACCUUCAGCACAGAGCUACAGCUUUAUGAUGAAGUAGCUCUAGUGCAGCUUUCACUAUGGAGACGACACGGGAAAAAAUGCAGUUAAAUGUGGAUGGAUGGCUAUGAUAAUCAUAGCGAUCAAUAAAUGUUGCUUGCUGCAAGAAAAAAAAAAAAACCCAGAAAAAUUGAUAGGCGGGAGAGUAAGAUGCUGCCUCCUGUGACUUCCACUGCUUAAGGGCUGAUGCUCCUGUUUUUAUUGUUUCUUAUUUCAUUUCCCAAAAAAAAGAAGGG